Messenger RNA from Talaromyces proteolyticus, 702 nucleotides. RefSeq lists its product as uncharacterized. The record is from RefSeq and is a predicted model, not a curated record. The coding region runs from base 1 to 702 and encodes 233 amino acids. The transcript is spliced from 2 exons. Gene Ontology annotation, cellular component: nucleus. Gene Ontology annotation, molecular function: zinc ion binding; sequence-specific DNA binding; DNA-binding transcription factor activity, RNA polymerase II-specific. Lineage: Eukaryota; Fungi; Ascomycota; Eurotiomycetes; Eurotiales; Trichocomaceae. Gene Ontology annotation, biological process: positive regulation of transcription by RNA polymerase II.
AUGGCUAACACUCAGAUGCCCAAGCUUCGAUCAGCUUGUGACGCAUGCCGUAAGGCCAAGGUGCGCUGCAAAGGAGGAACACCAUGCAUGUACUGCGAAAGGCACCACAAUAGCUGCCAUUAUAGCUUUGCGACACGCAUUGGAAAACCCAAGGGGAGUCGUAACUACAAGACGCUGAGGCGAUUGAGAGAGCCAGCACUCAAUGCGGCAGCCGCGACCAGCCAGCAGCCUCUCGCUUGCCACCUGAAUUAUCCGACAUCUAGUUCGCUCAGCAUGUUGCCAGCGUCGACCGUCGUUGAGUGGAACGCCGUUGAGUACCCCAUGACAUCGUCCUGCCAGCAUGGAAAUAGCACCUACACCUGGGUGGCUCCUAGGCCGAUCCCAACGCCUCCAGAGAGCAUCGAUUUGGGUUACAAGGGGCUACUGCUCCAUCCCAAACCUUUGAUAUCGCAGAUUUCCCAUACCGAAACCACAAGUUCCCCUCCGCAAGCGCAUGCUGACGACCUCUACUCAACCAGCAGCGGCUUCCCGACCUAUCAUGCGUCCUUUCAGUCGAUUCCUUGUUACUCCUUCACAAGUGAGCAGAAUGCUGGGUGUCUCCCCGUUUACCCCCGGCAGCUAGAGUACGGUGCAUUUUACGCAGCUAUGCCAUAUGAUGUUCAGAGCCAACAACAUCCUGCCAGACUUACGGGAAGCUAUUGA